AUGAAGCGGAAAAGCGAGAGGCGGUCGAGCUGGGUCGUGGCCACCUGCUCGCCGCGCUGCUCUUUGACCUCGCCGAGUGUAAAGAAGAUCCGCAGCCCCACGCAGCAGGACCCGCGCCACCGGGACCCCCAGGACGACGUGUACCUGGACAUCACAGAUCGCCUUCGUUUUGCCAUUCUCUACAGCAGACCAAAGAGUGCAUCCAAUGUACAUUAUUUCAGCAUAGAUACUGAACUCGAAUAAGAGAAUUUCUCUGAAGACUUUGGACCACUCAAUCUGGCAAUGGUUUACAGAUAUUGUUGCAAGAUAAAUAAGAAAUUAAAGUCCAUUACAAUGUUAAGGAAGAAAAUUGUUCAUUUUACUGGCUCUGAUCAGAGAAAACAAGCAAAUGCUGCCUUCCUUGUUGGAUGCUACAUGGUUAUAUAUUUGGGGAGAACCCCAGAAGAAGCAUAUAGAACAUUAAUUUUUGGAGAUACAUCCUAUAUUCCUUUCAGAGAUGCUGCCUAUGGAAGCUGCAAUUUCUACAUUACACUUCUUGACUGUUUUCAUGCAGUAAAGAAGGCAAUGCAGUAUGGCUUCCUUAAUUUCAACUCAUUUAACCUUGAUGAAUAUGAACACUAUGAAAAAGCAGAAAACGGAGAUUUAAAUUGGAUAAUACCAGACAGAUUUAUUGCCUUCUGUGGACCUCAUUCAAGAGCCAGACUUGAAAGUGGUUACCACCAACAUUCUCCCGAGACUUAUAUUCAAUAUUUUAAGAAUCGCAAUGUUACUACCAUUAUUCAUCUGAAUAAAAGGAUGUAUGAUGCCAAAUGCUUUACAGAUGCUGGCUUUGAUCACCAUGAUCUUUUCUUUGCUGAUGGCAGCAGCCCUACUGAUGCCAUUGUCAAAGGAUUUCUGGAUAUCUGUGAAAAUGCUGAGGGUGCCAUUGCAGUACAUUGUAAAGCCGGCCUUGGUCGCACGGGCACUCUGAUAGCCUGCUACGUCAUGAAGCAUUACAGGAUGACAGCAGCCGAGACCAUUGCGUGGGUAAGGAUCUGCAGACCUGGCUUGGCGAUUGGGCCUCAGCAGCAGUUUUUGGUGAUGAAGCAAACAAGCCUCUGGCUGGAAGGGGACUAUUUUCGUCAGAAGUUAAAGGGGCAGGAGAAUGGACAACACAGAGCAGCCUUCCCCAAACUUCACUCUGGUGUUGAUGACAUUUCCAUAAAUGGGGUCGAGAAUCAAGACCAGCAAGAACCCAAACCUUACAGUGAUGAUGACAAAAUCAAUGGAGUGACACAAGGUGAUAGACUUCGGGCCCUGAAAAGCCGAAGACAAUCAAAAACAAAUGCCAUUCUUCUUAAAUGUCCCCUAGCUGUGCUGACCUCUGCACUGUGUAGUGUUGUCAUCUGGUGGAUUGUUUGUGACUACAUUCUUCCCAUCCUGCUAUUCUGUCUCGAUGGUUUCGGAACAUAG
Messenger RNA from Nomascus leucogenys (northern white-cheeked gibbon), 1452 nucleotides. It is a transcript of the gene CDC14C, whose product is annotated as cell division cycle 14C. The record is from RefSeq and is a predicted model, not a curated record. Gene Ontology annotation, biological process: positive regulation of cytokinesis; microtubule cytoskeleton organization; regulation of exit from mitosis. Gene Ontology annotation, cellular component: spindle pole; mitotic spindle; nucleolus. Gene Ontology annotation, molecular function: protein serine/threonine phosphatase activity; protein tyrosine/serine/threonine phosphatase activity. NCBI's taxonomy places the organism in Eukaryota, Metazoa, Chordata, Mammalia, Primates, Hylobatidae.